Messenger RNA from Limulus polyphemus (Atlantic horseshoe crab), 1890 nucleotides. Its product is annotated as dnaJ protein homolog 1-like. The record is from RefSeq and is a predicted model, not a curated record. The transcript is spliced from 3 exons. Gene Ontology annotation, molecular function: protein-folding chaperone binding. Bases 364 to 1440 code for a protein of 358 amino acids. Lineage: Eukaryota; Metazoa; Arthropoda; Merostomata; Xiphosura; Limulidae. Gene Ontology annotation, cellular component: cytosol. Gene Ontology annotation, biological process: negative regulation of transcription by RNA polymerase II.
UCAGUGGUCACGUGAUAAGUUCGGAUUGUUCACGAAAGUUCUAGUACUCUCUUUGAAGGUAUUUAUAGGGAGAUAAGCGGAAUUGCGUAGGCAUAAGUCAUAUAGUAUCGUCAGGAUAUGUUAAUUUGUUUCACGAGAGCAUAGUGGAAGUAGUUAUUGAAUAAGUAAAGUACUUUAUUGAGCAAAAGUAACGCAAAUAAGUGAUUUUGAUAUACUAGUGCUAACGAUAUUUGUGGAAUAUCAAUUUUUCGUGCAUUUGGACAGUUUGAUUUGAGUAAAUCAUAUUGUGUUCCUACGCUUUGUGUGUUACUCACUGACCAGAACUUCAGAUUUGGAGUGUGAUAAACUAUUUACAAGUUGAAAAUGGGUAAAGAUUACUACAACAUUCUUGGUAUCAGCAAAAAUGCUUCUGAAGAUGAAAUUAAAAAGGCUUACCGUAAACUAGCCUUAAAGUAUCAUCCAGACAAGAAUAAGUCUAAGGAGGCAGAAGAGAAGUUUAAAGCAGUUGCUGAGGCUUAUGAGGUUCUGUCUGAUAAGAAGAAGAGGGAGAUAUAUGACCAGUAUGGUGAAGAAGGUUUGAAGGGUGGAAUACCAGGAGGUGGUGGUGGAGGAGGAGGUGGUGGUGUAUAUGGUGGUAGUGGGCAACAGUUCUCCUACACUUUUCAUGGUGACCCUAGAGCUACCUUUUCUGAAUUCUUUGGAACAGAUAACCCAUUUGAAAGCUUCUUUAAUAUGGGUGGUUUAGGACAGAGUGGCGGACAAGGAAUGUAUUUUAUGCAAGACAACAUGGAUACCGAUGAUCCAUUUGUGAACCUUGGAGGUGGAAGGGGAAAUGCCUUUAGGUCACAGAGUUUUUCAGCCAGUAGUCCCCACAUGGGCAGAGCAAAGACUCAAAAGCAGGAUCCCCCAGUUGAGUACGAUUUGUACGUGUCCCUUGAAGAGGUCAUGCGAGGGUGCACAAAGAAAAUGAAAAUUAGUCGUAAAGUGAUGAAUCUGGAUGGAAGAAGCACGCAUCGUGAAGAAAAGGUGCUAACGAUCAAUGUAAAACCUGGUUGGAAAGCGGGUACAAAGAUAACAUUCCAGAAGGAAGGUGAUCAGAUGCCGGGAGCCAUCCCUGCUGACAUCGUCUUCAUCAUCAGGGACAAGCCUCACUCGGUCUUCAAGAGAGAUGGUAGCGAUCUCAAGUACACAGCAAAUAUAACACUAAGAGAAGCAAUGUGUGGAACAAAGAUUCAAGUCCCAACUUUAAAAGGAGAUAAGAUUUCUCUUCGACUAGAAGGAGUCAUCAAGCCACAGUCUAUCCAAAGAGUUCAGGGUCAGGGGCUUCCUUAUCCUAAAGAACCAUCAAGACGAGGUGACUUGGUUAUCAAUUUCAACAUUAGAUUCCCUGAUAACCUCACAGAAAGCACCAAACAAAUAUUGUGGGACUGUUUACCGUAGUCUUGUAGUAGUCACAGUUUUCUUGCUUUAUUGAACUGCUUUUGAUGUCUCUCUUUUCCACUUUAGAACUUUUUAAAAAUCUUUGAAUGUAAAUCCAAUUGUAAUGGUGAAAAACUAAGAGGCACUUUAUCAAGAUUUAAUGAUUUAAAUAUUUUGAGAGAGAUAGUGGCUGAUGGAAAAGACCAUGAAGUAAGAUGGUUAGUGGUUGUUUUGUAUAAAAAUAACAACAACAAAGGUUUAGCCUCCUUCUUUAAGGGAAGUGGCUUGUUGAAAUUUUGGUAUGUGAACCAAUGUUAAACAGCUUGUGACAUUUGUAUGUAAAUAAGUUUUUAUGUACAUAUUGUAAUGUAACACUGUUUUGUACAUGUCCUGUAAAAAAUGUGAAUUUUGCUGUAUGAAUCUCUAAUGAUUCACCUAAAGUAUGGUUAGGAAAUAUAAAUUUUGUACAAA